GAGCACUAUAAAUUCCGUAUCAAACUGCGUAUCAAGGUUUGGAUGUUUUUCCUCAUCCAAAAAUAGCUCGAAUAACAAUAUUUCAAUAAAUUACCAGCUCGCAUUGCCUAUAGUAACCAUAUUAGGUUUGUUUGUCAAAUUUAACAUGACAGUAGGUUAUUCAAAAACGGACAAUGUUAUCAGUAUUUCGGUUAGCAACUGGGAGAGAGGGAAAACUCCCAUAUAUAGCUAUGUGCGCACAUUGUAUGACGAAACAUUAUCAGUGGUUCGAUUUGCGGUUUGCCUUAUAGCGGAACACAGAAAUGCCUAUAACAUGGGUAACAAUGCCUGUAUUUGCUAAUUAUCCGACUGAAUUACCCUAUAAAAGGCGAUGUGGAAUAAACUAACGCCAUUAGUCUUUGUGCGACAAGUACUAAGGGAACGUUUCAUUGCAAAUUUAAAUAGUUGGUGUGAAUAAAUUAAAAAUGAGUCAAUGCAAAUUCAGGACUCAGAACUAUACAGAGUUUUUGAGUUUGGUGGAGAAAAGUGAUUUCGAAGAGGUAGUUACGCGGGAACACAAGAAAAUCAUGGACCAAAAAGUAGAGGGCACUUUCAACGAAUCUAUGAAGCCAGAAAAUCGAGGAUUGAACAGGUACCUGGACAUGUUAUCUUUUGAUCACUCUAGAGUGGCGUUGCCUGCUGAAAAAAAUAGAGGAGACUACAUAAAUGCGAAUUAUGUAGACGGCUUUGAGUACAAAAAGAAGUUUAUUUGUACCCAGGCACCUCUCCAGCAGACAGCCUACGAUUUUUGGCGAAUGGUGUGGAUGCAUCAUACACGAAUAAUUGUUAUGCUGUGUAAGAUCAAGGAGAAUAAGAAACAGUGUUUUCCAUAUUGGAACGAGACCGAAGGCGAUAAUGUUGUCUUCGGAAAAUUUAAAAUUACAACGACCCAAGUAGAAACUCACUCCAGUUACAUCGAGACCUCUCUGCUUGUGACUGAUGGGACCUCGGCUAUCCAAGAAUUGACGCAUUUCUGUUUUACCCAGUGGCCUGACUAUGGUGUACCUAACGAUGUGAUGAAUCUAUUGAACUUUGUUUUGACAGUGAAAAGUGCCCAAAAAGACGUUAUUAGACAGUUAGCUCAGGAAGGUUGCAAAAUUGGUGAACAUCCUCCGCCAAUACUCGUCCACUGCAGUGCUGGUGUUGGCAGAACAGGUGCAUACUGUCUGCUUGAUACUGCGAUAUCACAAUUUGAUACUUGUGCUACCAUUUCCAUUCCAUCUACCCUUCUCAACAUUAGAAAGCAGAGAUAUUACUGUGUUUUCAUCUUGCCUCAAUACUUUUUCUGUUACCGGGUGAUGGAACGUUAUGUUAAUUUAAAGGUGAAAAGGGAAUCAAAAACACUCGUUGUAAAUGUAGCCACCGCUUUAUUAAAUAAAGUUUUAUAUCUAAAAGAAAACUAAUACUAACAAUAACAUUAAGUCGACAAGUAUAAUAUAAAAUUUACAAAAUUAGGGGAAACAUUACUCUUGUAUGUUAGAAAUAACUUAAGUAUUUUUCCAAUAGUACUUACUUCUAUACACUUUUCUUAAUUAUUUAUAGAACUUAUUGUAAUAAAAUAUAAGAAUGUUAGUUAUUAAGCUCUUAUGUUAAUAGGGUUAGUUAAAUUAUUCUAAGAGUGCUUAUUUUUAGAGAAUCACCUAGAUAUUUGUACA
Molecule: messenger RNA, 1694 nt
Organism: Microplitis mediator
Lineage: Eukaryota; Metazoa; Arthropoda; Insecta; Hymenoptera; Braconidae
Product: tyrosine-protein phosphatase non-receptor type 9-like
Exons: 1
Coding region: 465-1442 (325 amino acids)
Biological process (GO): protein dephosphorylation
Molecular function (GO): protein tyrosine phosphatase activity
Source: RefSeq, a predicted model, not a curated record